CAUCCCGUUUGUCUCAAUAAAUUCCCACGUUAGCCGCUCUUCUCCCUUAUCUUCUGAUCCCGCUCGCUCCGGCCAAAGAUCUGGGAGGAGAGAGAGUGAGAGAGAGAUCAGAUACAGAUGGCUCGCUUCACUUUUGUCUCGUUCGCCCUCUUUUUCUUGGCCUGCAGUGCCAUCAGCACACACGCCGGCUCCAGCUUCGACGAUAACAACCCCAUCCGAUUGGUAUCUGACGGCCUUCAUGAUCUCGAAUCCUCCAUCCUCCAUAUUCUCGGCGACACGCGUCACGCCCUCUCCUUCGCACGUUUUGCUCGAAGGUACGGGAGACGGUACGAGACUAUGGAAGAGAUGAAACUCCGAUUUGAGAUUUUUGUGGAGAACUUGAAGCUGAUCAGAUCCUCCAACAGAAAGGGCCUUCCUUACACUCUAGCUAUCAACGAGUUUGCUGAUUGGAGCUGGGAGGAAUUCCGCGCUCAGAGAUUGGGAGCUGCUCAAAACUGUUCUGCCACUACAAAGGGCAGCCACAAGCUGACUGAUGAUCUGCUCCCUGAAACAAAAGAUUGGAGGGAAGAUGGCAUAGUCAGCCCAGUAAAAAAUCAAGGUCAUUGUGGAUCUUGCUGGACAUUCAGUACCACCGGAGCUCUGGAAGCGGCAUACACCCAGGCGUUUGGGAAGAGCAUCUCUCUGUCAGAACAGCAGCUUGUGGACUGUGCCAGAGCAUUCAAUAACUUCGGGUGCAACGGCGGGUUGCCUUCGCAAGCCUUUGAGUACAUCAAAUACAAUGGCGGUCUGGACACCGAGGAAGCCUACCCUUACACCGGAAAAGAUGGUGUCUGCAAAUUUUCAUCGGAGAACGUUGGUGUCCAAGUUCUCGAGUCCGUCAAUAUCACACUGGGUGCUGAAGAUGAACUGAAGCAUGCUGUUGCAAUUGUUCGGCCGGUGAGUGUCGCGUUCGAGGUGGUGAGAGGGUUCCGCUUCUACAAGAAAGGAGUUUACACCAGCGAAACUUGUGGCAGCACUCCCAUGGAUGUUAACCAUGCCGUCUUGGCCGUGGGAUACGGAACAGAAAAUGGUGUUCCCUAUUGGCUUAUCAAGAACUCAUGGGGAGAAAGCUGGGGCGACAAUGGCUACUUCAAGAUGGAGCUGGGGAAGAACAUGUGUGGUAUUGCCACGUGUGCAUCCUACCCAAUCGUUGCAUAGAGUGCUAUCCAUGAAAUGAAGUUGCUUAUCUCCGUUGAUGUAAGAUGAAAUAGCAUGUGUAUUGAUGGGAUGAUGAUGUUGGAAUGCAACAAAUAUCUUGUGUAGUAUUCUGAUGAAGAUAUCUUGUAUUAAUUAUGGUCGAGUUGGCUGAGCCUUCGACAUUGUUAGACCGGUCCGGUCAUGAUGGCUUCAACAUUGUUCAUAUAUGUAUCUAAUUAGUUACAAAUAUAGUUGCGUAAUGUGUAUGGAUAUUAUUAUGAGAAACAACGUUUAUUGCACAA
Nelumbo nucifera (sacred lotus) is the source of this 1478-nucleotide messenger RNA. RefSeq names its product thiol protease aleurain-like. Gene Ontology annotation, biological process: proteolysis. The record is from RefSeq and is a predicted model, not a curated record. NCBI's taxonomy places the organism in Eukaryota, Viridiplantae, Streptophyta, Magnoliopsida, Proteales, Nelumbonaceae. Gene Ontology annotation, molecular function: cysteine-type peptidase activity.